Molecule: messenger RNA, 1047 nt
Organism: Akanthomyces muscarius
Lineage: Eukaryota; Fungi; Ascomycota; Sordariomycetes; Hypocreales; Cordycipitaceae
Exons: 3
Coding region: 1-1047 (348 amino acids)
Biological process (GO): cardiolipin acyl-chain remodeling; inner mitochondrial membrane organization
Cellular component (GO): mitochondrial membrane
Molecular function (GO): 1-acylglycerophosphocholine O-acyltransferase activity
Source: RefSeq, a predicted model, not a curated record
AUGUCUGGCUCAUCCUCGCCGUCACCGCCGCCGCCGCUGCGCCGCGGCCUGGGAUGGCGAUUGGGCUCGACCGCCGUCAUGGCCUCUGUCGGCGCCGUGUGCCGGGGCUUCCUCUACGCCUUCAACACCGUCGAGGUGACGGGCCUGCAGAACCUGCUCGGGGUGCUGGACAGGCGCAAGACGCAAGGGAAAGAUCGCGGCCUGAUUACCGUGUGCAAUCAUCUUGCAGUAGUCGACGAUCCUCUGAUUUGGGGUAUUCUUCCUAUGCGCUAUGCCUUUGACGUCGAGAACCUACGAUGGAGUCUUGCCGCGCACGACAUCUGCUUCAAAAAUAGCCUGACAUCGGCCUUUUUCAACCUCGGCCAGACCCUCCCCACGCACCGACUAUGGCAUUCUGAACUCGGCGGCCUGUACCAGCCGACAAUGACGCAAGCGCUCGGCCUGCUCUCCGGCCCCUCGUCGAUGCCCAAAAUCACACACCCGACCUACUCCACCAACGGCACCGACGUGGUGCCCGCGCCGGGCUUCUAUACGGCGAACCGCCACGCCUGGGUGCACGUCUUCCCCGAGGCGUGCUGCCACCAGAGCGACGACAGCAGCCUGCGGUACUUCAAAUGGGGCGUCUCGCGGCUCAUCCUCGAGAGCGACCCGGCCCCCGAGUUCGUGCCCAUGUUUGUCGACGGGACCCAGCGCAUCAUGCCCGAGGACCGCGGCUUCCCGCGCUUCCUGCCCCGCGUGGGCAACCGCAUCCGUGUCGCCAUCGGGGCCCCCGCGGACGCAGACGUGCUUUUCGGCGCCUACCGCCAGCGCUGGCGUCGGCUGCGGGAGGGGAAGACGGACGAGGAGCUGAGGCACGGGCCCGAGGCGGUGCAGCUGCGCAUCGAGCUGGCCAAGGCGGUGCGCGACGAGAUUCUCAAGAUGCGCGCGACGCUCGGCCUGCCGAGGGAGGAGGACGAGACGGCGGCGCUGGCGGAGACGUGGGACAAGGAGCCGAAUAAGCGCAAGUUUAAGAGUCCGGUCGAUGGAAGCCUUGUAAAUAGACAUUAG